UACGCAAAAAUUUAAGAGAACAAAUCGCUACAAUGCUUACUGAUAAGAAGCAACAUACAAAUAGAGAAUGGGUUAGUUUGGGUGUAUGUCUCAGUUUCGCAAUUUAAAAAACAAAACUUGCUGCCUUAUCAGUCAGUGCUAGCGAUAAGCGAAAGCGUUGGUAAUUUGCUGCAGUUUGUUAACAACCACAAUGCCAAACAGCUGUCAAUGUUUACGCUGGACACUGAUCUGUCUGGCGCUUUGCCUGGUCAACUCCAGACGCUGCAAGGUGCCCUAUGAGAAGGUGGAGGAGCACUACUGCUAUUACAUAGCCGAUGACAUGCCCGAAACGGCCUUUAGCAACUUUUGCUAUCAGGACAAGCGCACAUCGCGUGUUUGCCUGGAUAGCGACAAGGAGAUGCGCACAUUGGCCAAUUUUCUAUAUGCCAGCGGCUAUGACAACGGCACCGAAUUCUGGAGCGCUGGUCACCGCUGGGCGGGCGAUUUGCAAUUCUAUUGGAACUACUUUGGACACGCCCGACGUAUGAACUACACCAACUGGCAGCUGGGCGAACCCACGCCGCGUAUGGGACGCAACUGUUUGCUGCUCACACUCCAGGCCGGAGAGCUGAUCAUGAGCAGUGCGUCUUGCUAUACACGCGCCAUCCAGAUCUGUGAACAACUGUUGACCAAUGAGCCGAUUGUUAUGCACUGACGCCGCCAGCCGCAGCUCACGAGCAACGCAACCCACAAAGCCGCCAAAAGCGAUAAGUAAUCAGACAAAGUGCAAUCAACAAUUUUACAACAAGUACAAAAGUUCUUCACAGCGGAAAUUCCAAUUCCUAACUAAAGUGAAGUAAAGAGCAUUUUUCAUUUCUUAUAUAAAAUUAAUACAAAAUCAACUUUUUACUGUUUUGCACAAAAGUAUUUACUGUACUAAUAAAAUGCAAAAUUGUAAACAACAUGAUGAACUUGAAUCAUAAACAAAUUCUCUAAAAUAAACAAAUGAUGCAGCCGAGAUGUUCGAGGGUAUAUGCUUAUAUAAAUUUCUUAUAUACGCAGUGAACUGAUUACAACAAUUGCUAUAUAUAACUGAAUGUGGUUGAUAAGACUGAAAAUAUGACUUCUGAUGAUGUUUACAAUGUUUAAUAAAAAGCAAGUUCCAGUCGUUUUUAGGUCGCACUGGCAUAUGGUUGAUAUAAAAUGGAAUUCUUAGUUUUCCCGCGAUUAUUAUUAUUUAUUGGCAUUGCAAAUAUUGUACAAUGCAGUUAUGUCUAUGAGAAAAUUGGUGAUGGCUAUUACUUUAUAGCGAAUGGCAAUGAGAAUGACACAGAUGUAAUCUACUUCGAUUGGUUUGAGGCAAGAGAAAGCUGCAGAUCACAUAGCGGACAGCUUUUGUCUGUGGAGAGCGCGCAGCAGCUGCUGGAUCUACAAAAUUAUAUUGUAGCCGCAGGCUAUGCCAAUGGCAGCACCUUCUUUACAUCUGGCCACAGUUUCUUUAGCAAUAGUCCAUUUACUUGGGAUGCACUGCAGCAGAGGGUAACGUAUACCAAAUGGUUGGCAGGCGAAGCGCCACCGCGCAAGUCCUACUUGGGUCUACAGCUCAUCAACUCGGAGCUGUUCAUGCGCUGUUCAAACGGCGCUGAUCAGUACUAUAUAUGUCAAUAUGAACCUAUAUGUCGGCGACUGCUUGUAAAUCUAAGGAAAUUGGAUCUUACUCUAAUGGUUUCAGUUUUUGCAACCUUAAUAGUUUUAUAUGCAAUUCUUUGGCUAGUGAAAAGACAUAAACAAAAUCAAGCGCUUAGCAGCUAUGAAAAUUUAAAAACCGUAGAUGUGUGAAUAUAUUGAUUAUCUAUAGAUAUCUAUAUCUCAAGCUGGAUUGACUGAGAUUUGUAAUAUAUAACAAUUCGAACUGUUUUACUUUGCAGUUCUUUUAUUCAAUAAUAACUUAUUUAACUA
Messenger RNA from Drosophila busckii, 1938 nucleotides. RefSeq lists its product as uncharacterized. The record is from RefSeq and is a predicted model, not a curated record. The coding region runs from base 191 to 694 and encodes 167 amino acids. The transcript has 3 exons. NCBI's taxonomy places the organism in Eukaryota, Metazoa, Arthropoda, Insecta, Diptera, Drosophilidae.